This is a messenger RNA of Cyprinus carpio (common carp), 5194 nucleotides long. Its product is annotated as sodium/calcium exchanger 3. Gene Ontology annotation, cellular component: sarcolemma; axon; postsynapse. The record is from RefSeq and is a predicted model, not a curated record. Gene Ontology annotation, molecular function: calcium:sodium antiporter activity. Gene Ontology annotation, biological process: cell communication; calcium ion import across plasma membrane; sodium ion transmembrane transport. Lineage: Eukaryota; Metazoa; Chordata; Actinopteri; Cypriniformes; Cyprinidae.
AGAUGUAAGCUAAAGGCAGCAUGCAGCAUUAAAGACUGAGUCCUCCUCUAUAGACCAAAUGAGAUAUUUUUGACCUCUUGCUCCACGCAGUUAUUCCACACAUGGUCUUGCGUGGUAUUUUAAACGUUGUUUCAAGGCACGCGGGUAGAUGUGAUAUUACAUGCACAUGAAUUAUGGUGCAUCUUCUCGGUCCCAGCUGAUGUGAUGACGUAGACGUGUGUGUCCGCGUGUGUUCGGCGGAGGGUGUGUUUCCAAGGCGAAAUCUGGAGGGGGGUUGUAGAGAGGUGACUUUAAUUCUCUAUUUGCAAUCUGAAAAUUUUCUCUCUCGUGAUGCACUGAAAAACUAGCAGGACAAGUCGCGCAGUUUCUCAACUGCCUGCUCAAAUGAAGCCAUAAUUAAGCAAGCAGGUUACUGAUGCCUGCAGAUGAAACGCACAGAUGCUGACGGAUGGACGGUCGUAGAUGCAGCGGUUGCACCGGUGCUGACUCGGGAUGCUUGGUCAUGAAAUGAUACGAGGCCCGCUCGGUUGUUAGGACACCAACUUGUUUCCUGCGCUAUAACGUGAGACAGGCUGAGAGAGAGAGAGAGAGAGAGGGAGGAGGGGGCGCGAGCAUUCGUUCGCCGCUGUUGCUCGGGGCUCGCGGAAGAACCGAUCACAUGGAUUCCAAGGUUCCAUUUUUCAACGGCGCUUCGAUCUGAGCGCGCGCUGACAGCCCCAGUGACCGGCGCAUCCAUCAGAGCCGCGCGAGGGAAAGAGGCAUCACUUCGCCGGUUCCAUCGAUCUGCCGGAACUGGGCAGGCACCGGAGUCGGUCCGUGUGUGCGUGUGCGCACGAGUGAGGAGGGCGAAAGCGGCCCUGGGGUAUUUCUGCCACCGAGGAGCAGCCAGCUGCACGCUUAACGGAGAGGAAACCGACCCGGCUGGAAUAUUUGGCGUUGCCGAAAAUCAUUUAGGAGGAAAGCAUUCCUCAUUUGCUCAAAUCACAGGUGGCGUGUGGAACCAGAGAUAGCCCAGUGCUGGAUUCCCGAAGGACAGCUAGAGAUCACAGACCCUUGAGGUGAAAGAGGGUGCAUGGAUCGCUCAAGGACAAAGACUUCUGCCUACCUCUGGUUGGGCGUGGUCUCUGUGGCAUCAGCCUUCCUCUACGCAGAGGCGGGAGUCACACCGAGCCCGUCCCUCUCGAAUAACAUCACAUGCGUCGGGGAGGCGAGUCGAUGCCAGCCUGGCAUCAUCUUACCCAUUUGGUACCCCGAGGACCCUUCCAUGGGCGACAAGAUCGCCAGGGUCAUUGUGUACUUUGUGGCAAUGAUCUACAUGUUCCUGGGGGUGUCGAUUAUUGCGGAUCGCUUCAUGGCCGCCAUUGAAGUCAUCACCUCCCAGGAAAAAGAAAUCAUCAUCAAGCGUCCGAAUGGUGAGACGACGACAACGACAAUCCGAGUGUGGAACGAGACUGUGUCCAACCUCACGCUCAUGGCAUUGGGCUCCUCCGCCCCUGAGAUCCUUCUCUCUGUCAUCGAGAUUUGCGGGCACGAGUUCCACGCUGGUGAGCUUGGCCCAGCCACCAUUGUAGGCAGCGCUGCCUUCAACAUGUUUGUGAUCAUCGGCCUGUGUGUGUCGGUUAUCCCAGAAGGUGAGGUCCGGAAGGUUAAACACCUGCGUGUGUUUUUCGUAACAGCCGCAUGGAGCAUGUUUGCCUACAUCUGGCUCUAUAUGAUCCUGGCUGUGUUCUCGCCCAACGUAGUCCAAGUAUGGGAAGGGCUUCUCACCUUGGCGUUCUUCCCCAUCUGUGUCAUUCUAGCUUGGGUGGCAGACCGUCGCCUGCUCUUCUACAAGUUUAUGCACAAGAAAUAUCGCACGGACAAGCACCAUCGAGGCGUCAUCAUUGAGACGGAGGGUGACCGUUCAAAAGGCAUCGAAAUGGAUGGAAAGAUGAUGAAUUCUCAUUUUGUUGAUGGCGGAGCUGCUAGUAAUUUGAUGGGCCUGAUUGAGGGCAAAGAGGUGGAUGAAUCUCGCAGAGAUAUGAUCCGUAUCCUGAAGGACCUGAAGCAGAAACACCCAGAGAAGGAGCUGGACCAGCUGGUGGAGAUGGCCAACUACUAUGCACUGUCACACCAACAGAAGAGCAGAGCGUUUUAUCGUAUCCAGGCCACGAGGAUGAUGACCGGUGCCGGGAACAUCCUGAAGAAGCAUGUGGCCGAGCAGGCCAAACGCAGUGCUAGCGUACAAGAAGUUCACGUAGAAGAACCCGAGGAGUAUGUGUCCCGCAUUAUGUUCGAACCUGCCAUUUACCAGUGUCUGGAGAACUGUGGCGCCGUUCUCCUCACAAUAGUUCGUAAAGGCGGCGACAUCGCUAAGACAAUCUAUGUGGAUUAUAAAACGGAAGAUGGCUCUGCAAACGCCGGUGCGGACUACGAGUUCACUGAGGGCACGGUGGUGUUCAAACCUGGUGAGGUUGUGAAGGAGAUCACUGUUGGCAUCAUCGAUGAUGACAUCUUUGAAGAGGACGAGCAUUUCUUUGUGCGGCUCAGUAACGUGCGUGUUCUGGAGACUGAGGAUGAGGUGCUGUCGCCAAGUAGCCUGCCGUACCCAAAGGCCUUGAUAGGAUUCCCUGCUGUUGCCACUAUUACCAUCCUUGACGACGACCACGCAGGCAUCUUCACUUUUGAAAGCGAGUCCAUGCACGUGAGUGAAAGUGUAGGCAUCAUGGAAGUGAAAGUGCUGCGCACGUCAGGGGCGAGAGGGACGGUCAUCAUUCCAUUCCGCACGGUGGAGGGACUAGCUAAGGGCGGCGGAGAGGACUUCGAGGAUGCGUAUGGAGAGCUAGAGUUCAAAAAUGAUGAGACCUGUAAAACCAUACAAGUUAAAAUCAUCGAUGAUGAGGAGUAUGAAAAAAACAAAAACUUCUAUCUGGAGCUGGCAGAACCACGCAUGGUGGACAUGAGCCUUCAGAAAGCUCUGUUAUUAGCUGAUGAUAUUCCAGACAGGAAGGUGUCAUCAGAUGAGGAGGAAGCCAGAAGAAUAGCAGAGAUGGGGAAGCCUGUAUUGGGCGAGCAUGCAAAAAUAGAGAUUAUCAUUGAGGAGUCGUAUGAGUUUAAGAGUACAGUAGAUAAGCUGAUUAAGAAGACUAACCUGGCUCUGGUCGUGGGCACAAAUUCCUGGAGAGAACAAUUCAUGGAGGCUAUAACUGUCAGUGCAGGAGAUGAGGAUGAGGAUGAGGGGGGAGAGGAACGUCUGCCAUCUUGUUUUGACUAUGUCAUGCACUUCCUGACUGUGUUCUGGAAGGUUCUGUUCGCCUGCGUCCCGCCCACGGAAUAUUGGAACGGGUGGGCGUGUUUCAUUGUUUCCAUAGUGAUCAUCGGUCUUUUGACUGCGGUGAUCGGUGAUCUGGCCAGUCACUUCGGCUGCACCAUUGGGCUAAAGGACUCAGUCACCGCUGUGGUGUUUGUAGCCCUGGGAACAUCCAUCCCUGAUACCUUUGCCAGUAAAGUUGCAGCGGUGCAGGACAGUUACGCAGACGCAUCGAUCGGUAACGUGACCGGUAGCAACGCUGUGAACGUUUUUUUGGGAAUCGGUGUUGCGUGGUCAGUGGCUGCCAUCUACUGGCACAUGCAGGGUCGUGCGUUCGAGGUACAGGCAGGUUCCCUGGCAUUUUCUGUCACUCUCUUCACCAUCUUUGCCUUCCUGGCGGUGAGCGUCCUGCUGUACCGGCGCAGGCCUCACAUCGGUGGAGAGCUGGGCGGCCCGCGCUCACAGCGCAUCUUCACAACACUCUUUUUCUUUGGUCUCUGGUUUCUCUACAUCCUUUUCUCCAGUCUUGAGUCUUACUGUCAUAUACAGGGCUUCUGAAGAGAAGAGAUGGGGUGGGAUGGGUUGGGGGUUGGAGAUGAGGAGAGAUUGAUGCCAGGAAACUUCUUCUAGUCGUAAAUGACAGAGUGAAAGCUAAGGAUUGAUUCAGAAAGGUCGCUAAGGUUUUAAGCAGGGGCUACAAAAAGGACAUUCGUUCCACAGAUACCUUCACGCUGAAGAUGAAGAGUGUGAAACAUCUCUCUGAGGGGUGGGACAGUCUUAACCUGGAGUCUGAGCUUUUCACAGUCUAUAUUUUUCUCAACACCUGCUGAGAACGACUUUUUUCUAAUGAAGUAUUUUGGGAAAAAAAAAUAUACAAAAAAUAACAAAAAGAAUUAAAGGAUUCAAAGGACUAUUUUCAAAUCUGCUUCCAGGAUUAGAAAUAAUAUUUCAACAAAAAACGAAAAUAUAUAACUACGUGAAAUCUGUUAUUGAGUGACAUUUGAAGGACCCAUAAAGUUAUUAUUUAUUUAUUUCCCUUGUUUAGUUUGGUAAGAACUAACAGAGCUUACAGCUUUUACCGUCAGGCCAAAGUCCCGGCUAGGGAGAGUGGCUCGGAAACACAGAACGCUGAGUAGACAAACGGAGAACAGAGACGAAUAUGAACAAUGGCUGAACACUGCAUUUUCUCCCUGAUAUUCCUGUAUGGAUAUAAUCUGCUUCCAUAUUUUUUCUGUACUUCUGUGUAUUUCCUUGCCAAGUGUUGUUAUUUCAAGAAUCACAGAGGCUUCAGAGGGUUGCAGAAGAACAGAAUGCAAAAAAACCCCCAUGAUACAGAGGGAAAAUGAGGCCUUUUAGCAUUUGAACAUUCAUCAAAAUGAAUCACUAGUGUAUUUUCUGAGAGCGCACUGCAUCUGCUAUUACAGUUGUUGUUGUUUUUUUUAUCUGUUUGUAUUUCAGUCUUUUAGUGUCAUUGAACAAACAUAAAGCACCCCAAAGAAAUCUCCCACCUCCACUUCACUCCAGAGAGUCCCUCUAUAUAGAGUCACAUGACCAUAUAACCAGGAGCUCCUUAAGUGUGCAUCUAAACAGUGUCUGAAGUGUCAGUGAUGUCGGUGGUGAAUUCCAAGUAUGUUUUAUUGGGGCCUUUAAUGUGGUUCAUAAUGUUUACAGGCCUUCGGUCCAGAACAGAAUGAUAAUGGUGCAGUACAAACAGAUUUGUUUAACAUGGUGAGGAGAGUUUUUUGCAUUUCAUAAGUAUAGAAAUUUUGGGCAAAGCUGCAUAAAUAGUUCACCUAAAAUUUAAAAUUUACUGAAAAUAUACUAACCCUCAGGCCAUCCAAGAUGUAGAUGCGUUUGUUUCUUCAUCUGAAAUAUAGCAUCACAUCACCUGUUCACCAAUGGAUC